UUAUCUGUGUCACGAAAUAUCAUUUGCAAAAAAAAAAAUGGAAGAAAAAAAAGUUCUGUCAGUGUCAUUUAGUAAACAGUUCUUUUCUUUUUGACCCAGGCAAGAUGGGUAUCAGCCGCGAUCACUGGCAUAAGCGAAGGGCCACCGGUGGAAAGCGUGCGCCAAUCCGUAAGAAGAGGAAGUAUGAGUUAGGUCGCCCGGCAGCCAACACUAAGCUUGGACCACAACGUAUCCACAAUGUCCGCUCUCGUGGUGGAAACGUCAAGUACCGCGCUCUCCGUCUUGACGCUGGCAAUUUCUCCUGGGGCUCUGAAUGCUCCACCCGUAAGACCCGUAUCAUUGAUGUAGUAUACAAUGCAUCUAACAACGAGUUGGUCCGUACCAAGACUCUGGUGAAGAAUGCUAUUGUGGUGGUUGACGCUACCCCCUUCAGACAAUGGUACGAGUCUCACUACCUCCUACCUCUGGGUAGGAAGAAGGGCGCCAAAUUGACUGAAGCUGAGGAAGCCAUUAUUAAUAAGAAACGCAGCAAGAAGACAGCCAAGAAAUAUGUGGCCAGACAACGCCUAUCUAAAGUAGAAGCCGCCUUGGAGGAGCAAUUCCAUACUGGUCGUUUAUUGGCGUGCGUAUCCAGCCGGCCCGGACAGUGCGGUCGUGCCGACGGCUACGUACUGGAGGGCAAGGAGCUAGAGUUCUAUCUAAGAAAGAUCAAAUCCAAGAGGGCUAAGUGAGAAGUGUAAAUGUAAAAUAAAUAAAAAAAACUAUAAUUUAUUUCAU
Molecule: messenger RNA, 777 nt
Organism: Aricia agestis (brown argus)
Lineage: Eukaryota; Metazoa; Arthropoda; Insecta; Lepidoptera; Lycaenidae
Gene: RpS8
Product: 40S ribosomal protein S8
Exons: 6
Coding region: 105-731 (208 amino acids)
Biological process (GO): maturation of SSU-rRNA from tricistronic rRNA transcript (SSU-rRNA, 5.8S rRNA, LSU-rRNA); translation
Cellular component (GO): cytosolic small ribosomal subunit; ribosome
Molecular function (GO): structural constituent of ribosome
Source: RefSeq, a predicted model, not a curated record